Ordospora pajunii is the source of this 342-nucleotide messenger RNA. RefSeq lists its product as uncharacterized. The record is from RefSeq and is a predicted model, not a curated record. The transcript has a single exon. The coding region runs from base 1 to 342 and encodes 113 amino acids. Lineage: Eukaryota; Fungi; Microsporidia; Ordosporidae.
AUGUCGAUAUUCAAACUCUUGGGCCUCAAAAAGAAUGCCACAGAGAAAGACGUCAGGAUCCAUUACAUAAGGAGAUUGAUCCAAGUGCAUCCAGAUAGAUCAUCAGGAUCAACAGACGAAUAUCUCAAACUAAACAACGCAUAUGAAGCAUAUACUAGGAACAAAGGAUUUCAGGAAACGCCAUAUGCUGUUUGUAGACGUGCAGACAUACACUCAAUAACAUGCAGAUGCGGAGAAAAAUAUAAAUUAUGCCACGAAGUAGAAAGCAGAGUAGAUUGUGAGUGCUGCUCAUGCUUCAUAGAAAUUGAAGACAACAUCCUCGAGAUAGGUGUAACUCAUUGA